Molecule: messenger RNA, 2100 nt
Organism: Penicillium roqueforti
Lineage: Eukaryota; Fungi; Ascomycota; Eurotiomycetes; Eurotiales; Aspergillaceae
Product: F-box/WD repeat-containing protein
Exons: 3
Coding region: 1-2100 (699 amino acids)
Molecular function (GO): protein binding
Source: RefSeq, a predicted model, not a curated record
AUGUCGCCACGAGAGACCAACGCCACCUCCGCAAAGCGACGCUCUUCGUUGUCGUUUCGUUCGCGCCCACGCACUGCAGGUCAUGCUAUCCCGACGUCAAAGGAGAUGACUUUGGACACAUGGGAUGAGCCACGCUUGACGGAAAUCUGCCAGGAUGACCACACAUCGGUCGUGGAAGAGAUAGACCCGUUCCCGAACGUGGCUCCGCGACGCCGUGGCGCCAAGAGCUUUUCGAGUUUGAAGCAUCCUGUGGAUGGUUUGGUCGCUCUCGGCCAUCGCCUGUCCGUCAGUCUUCGCAAGCCUUCCAAGCAAACAACUCCUCUCACCGAGGACACUAAAUUGGUUGAUAACGAUGAAAACCGUUACUACCACCAUAGUUCGAACCAUGCGAAUCACAAGCGCAUGGCUUCCGGUAGCUGGGAUCUCCGGUCAACAAAAACACUUUGGCACCAGGGAUAUAGCGUCAAUAGACGCCCUUCUUUGAAUAGUGUGUCUGCCCUGCACAGUUUCUAUGCACCCACUGCCUCUAUCCCUGCCCCCAUCCCGGGCCGUGGGCAGGCACCUCCAGUUCUGCCGAAUCACAUGUCUGCAGGUGCAGCGGCGCGUGCCGCAGCCGCAGCUCAAAAUGAGCAGAUGGAGGCUGCGCGAAAAGCGGAAUUAGAGAACAAAAUGCUUGAUUUGAGAGUUCCCCAGGACUCGGAGAGCGGUAUUUGUAUUGACUUGGGCGAUCGAUCGGAUACGUCAGACAGCGAGUUGCUGGCCAUGACGCGACUCGAUCCCGUGGCUCUACUUCCGGCUGAGAUUACAUCACACAUUUUUUCAUAUUUGGAUCCUGAUUCCCUCAUGGACGCAGAGCUCGUCUCCCGCGCCUGGUGUCGUGCAUCCUCUUCCCAUGUUUGGAGGCAUGUAUUCCGCAAUGCAUAUGGCCGUCGGCCAUUAAGUGAGACGGCCUCCAAGGUGAAGCUGUCAUCUGGAUUAGGGAAGUCAAUCCCGAAUCAGGACUGGAAGAAGAAGUUCCUUGUUCGGCGCGCUCUCGAUCAGCGCUGGAAGGAUGGCAAGGCUGCAGCCAUUUAUCUUCAAGGUCACGAGGACAGCGUUUAUUGUUCCCAAUUUGACGAGAACAAAAUCAUUACUGGCUCCCGUGACCGGACAGUUCGUGUAUGGGACGCGCACUAUCCGUGGUCAUGCAAGAAGAUUAUUGGGCCACCAGCGGCUCGAACUUUCCGUGAUGGUCCAGUGAACAAUCCAACUUUCCAGGCCACGGGAAAGGCCCCCUUUAUGACUAUUACCCCGCCGUGGCCCACGCCGGACGAAAUAGCGGCAAUUACAACACCAUUAGAGAAAGAAUCGAUAUACCACAGCGCAUCAAUCCUGUGCCUGCAGUUUGACGAAGAGAUCAUGGUCACAGGGUCUUCUGACUUUACCUGUAUCAUGUAUGACGUCAAGGACGACUACCGACCAAUUCGUCGUCUUUCCGGUCAUCAAGCCGGUGUGCUUGAUGUGUGCUUUGAUGACCGGUACAUCGUAUCAUGCUCCAAGGAUACUACCAUCUGUGUCUGGGAUCGAAACACCGGUGCGCUUUUGAGGCAACUCAACGGUCACGAAGGACCAGUGAAUGCUGUGCAGCUCCGCGGUGACCUUAUCGUGUCAGCCAGCGGUGACGGUGUUGCCAAGAUGUGGAACGUGAUCUCAGGCCAAUGUGUCAAGGAGUUCACCAGCAAAGACCGUGGCCUCGCGUGUGUCGAAUUCAGUGACGAUGGCCGGACCAUCCUCACUGGCGGCAACGACCGCAUAAUCUAUCAAUUCGAUGCUAACACGGGCGAGCUCGUCAAUGAGCUGCACGGGCAUUCAGGUCUCAUUCGAUCUCUGCAUCUCGACAGCGCCAAUAAGCGCAUCAUUAGCGGUAGCUAUGACAUGAGCGUCAAGGUGUUCGACCGUGAUACGGGUAAUAUGUCCAUCGACUUCCCUGGCUGGACUACAAGCUGGAUGUUGAGCGUACAGUCCGAUUAUAGACGCAUUGUUGCGACGAGCCAGGACUCCCGGGCUGUCAUUAUGGACUUUGGAUAUGGCAUAGACGGGAUCGACCUGUUAGAGGAGUGA